Abrus precatorius (Indian licorice) is the source of this 2692-nucleotide messenger RNA. RefSeq names its product serine/threonine protein phosphatase 2A 57 kDa regulatory subunit B' theta isoform-like. The transcript has 3 exons. Gene Ontology annotation, cellular component: protein phosphatase type 2A complex. NCBI's taxonomy places the organism in Eukaryota, Viridiplantae, Streptophyta, Magnoliopsida, Fabales, Fabaceae. Bases 719 to 2320 code for a protein of 533 amino acids. The record is from RefSeq and is a predicted model, not a curated record. Gene Ontology annotation, molecular function: protein phosphatase regulator activity. Gene Ontology annotation, biological process: signal transduction.
AAACCAUAAUAAUAAACCGUAAUAACAACUACAACUUCAGCCAGUGAUUGCUUUGCCUUCUCACUUUAUUCUCUCUCCCUUCGAAGAUGGAGUUCAAUUUUCUCUUUUGGAAAAGACCAGCAUCCUUAAUUCUUAAAAAUUCUUUUACUUUCUAACUCCAGAAGAGAAAAAAAAAAAAAAAAAACAAAUCUUCUGCUUUUUUUCUGCUUUUCCUCUGCACCCAUUUUUUCUUAACGGAAAAUUUCGAUUGUUAAGGUUGUUCUAUCAUUGUUGCUCAACACUUUUGAGGGAAAAUUUCAUCUGGGGUUUUGGUGGAUCAGACCCAGAUCCUGUUUCUGCUUGAUCCAGCUAUAUUGUUAUUUGGUGGUGUAAAAAUCCUGAUAAAGAAGCAAGAGGCAAGGAGGAGCAGAUUUGUGAAUAAGAAGCACCAUGGAUGUUGAUAAGGAUUUUUUUACUGGAUCCUCUGGCUUCCUUCAAUUCGAGUUUUUUGUUGAUAAAUUUAGUAAAUAUGACGCAGUCUUAUGAUGGCUGAGACAGAAGUGAUGAUGAAGAGAGAUUAUUGUUUCAUUGGAUGUUGUUUCUGUCUGGGAUUCAGUUAGUGCAAUUGCUUGGCUAAUUUGCUGAUUGAGGUUGUUGCAUUGUUUGAUUUGAGGAGUUUGAGUAAGAAGUGUGUUUUGAAGUGCAUAAUAUAAAUCUUUUGUUGAACCAAUUUGAAGUUAUGAUCAAGCAGAUAUUAAAUAGGCUCCCUAGGAAGCCUUCCAAAUCGGGGGAUAACCGUGAAGGAGGGGGAAUAUCAACGUCUUCUUUAAGUGCAUCAACAAGUGCUAGGAGUGGUGAUUUAGCGGGCUACCGUUAUGGAAAUUCAACUGCUUCACCUCUUUCAGGUGUUGAUUCUAAUUUGAAUCCUGGACUAAAUCAUGGUGACAAGAUUGUCCAAGCUAUGAAUUCAAAACUGACUCUUAAUGGAAGUUUGCCAGCUUCCUCCUAUGAAGCUUUGCCAAGUUUUCGAGACGUUCCAAAUUCAGAGAAGCAGAAUUUGUUUAUAAGGAAGCUGCAAAUGUGUUGUGUUCUAUUUGACUUCACUGACCCUACAAAGAACCUCAAAGAAAAGGAGAUUAAGCGACAGACACUAGCAGAACUUGUGGAUUAUGUUUCUUCAGCUACUGGAAAGUUUACAGAUGUGAUGAUGCAAGAAAUCAUAAAGAUGGUGUCUAUAAAUUUGUUUCGGACAUUGACUUCUCCGCCCCGAGAGAACAAAAUUCUAGAAGCAUUUGAUGUGGAUGAGGAAGAACCUUCAAUGGACCCUGCAUGGCCGUACUUGCAAAUUGUGUAUGAACUUCUUCUAAGGUUUGUCACAUCACCGGAGACUGAUGCAAAGUUGGCAAAAAGGUAUAUUGAUCAUUCAUUUGUUCUCAGACUGUUAGACCUUUUUGAUUCAGAGGACCCCAGGGAACGAGAUUACUUGAAGACCGUUCUUCACCGUAUAUAUGGAAAAUUUAUGGUACACCGACCAUACAUCAGAAAAGCAAUCAACAAUAUAUUCUACCGUUUCAUUUUUGAAACAGAGAAACACAAUGGGAUUGCAGAACUCUUAGAAAUUUUGGGAAGUAUAAUCAAUGGGUUUGCUUUGCCGCUGAAAGAAGAGCACAAACUUUUUCUUGUGCGAGCUCUUAUUCCUCUUCAUAAACCAAAAUUCAUACCAAUGUACCACCAGCAGUUAUCUUACUGCAUCGCACAGUUUGUGGAAAAAGACUGCAAGCUUGCUGAUACUAUUAUACGGGGAUUAUUAAAAUACUGGCCCAUUACAAAUAGUUCUAAGGAGGUUAUGUUCAUAGGGGAGCUAGAGGAAGUCUUGGAAGCAACUCAACCUGCAGAGUUUCAACGAUGUAUGGUGCCCUUGUUCCGCCAAAUAAGCCGUUGCUUGAGCAGUUCACAUUUCCAGGUUGCAGAGAGGGCUUUGUUCUUAUGGAAUAAUGAUCACAUUGAGACCCUAAUCAAGCAGAACCACAAGAUUAUACUUCCCAUCGUCUUACCUGCGCUAGAGCAAAAUGCACGAAACCACUGGAACCAGGCCGUCCAGAGUUUGACUAUAAAUGUUCGAAAAAUAUUCUCUGACACUGACCCUGAGUUCUAUGAAGAGUGCAUGAUCAAAUUUCGGGAAAAUGAGGCACAAGAGAAGGAUAUAAAGUCAAAGCGUGAAGCCAGAUGGAAGCGUUUGGAAGAAAUGGGAGGCAUGAAAGCUGCAACAAAUGAACCAGUUCUGGUUUCUCCAAGAACUGGUGCCUCCCAUGCCACUUCUGGCAAGGCAAGUAGAGAAUGAUCCUUGAUUUUUGGCAUUGAAGGGUUGAAAAGCAAGAGAAUACAAGGGUGAUUAUGUGUUGCUUUUUGUUGUUACCCUUGGCCAAUGCUAAAAACCAACUUGGUUUUGCAAGCAUGGAAUGUGUGUAUAUAUUGGAUUGCAUGGACAUAAAUUGAUGCCUCAAGCCAGAGUGUAUCUGGGAAUUUGCUUUCAAAAGCUGCUCUUUACAGUUUGAAGUCUUAAAAAAUCUCAAUUGGCUUGAGUUCAACGUUUAAUCUGCUUUCAUACUUCAACUUUGAUGGAAGCCUGCUCCAUUUUUUGUUGCCAAUGUUUAGUGUUAAUUUUGGUUUUUCUUCUUUUUGGUGUAGGUGAGUUGGUUGUUUUUUAAGGAAA